CGAGGUCCCAGUCUGGUGAAAAGCUCCGUUGCCCACCCUGAGGGGUUCGCGGAAGGAAGUUGGCAGUAUCGCUGCACCUUCGAGACGCGACGGCCGAGGCUCCUAGCUCAAGCUUCUGACAGUAAGGCCUGUAUGCCUUGCAUUCGGGGAGGCCACUUCUCAGUCACCAGCUUUCUGGCCACCACUUGGGUGCGUCGUAGGGAUGUUGGCAGCUACGUUUGCCGCACGGCUCCGACUAAACUGAAAAACGAAUCCUCAAGUUUGACAAAAGUAAACUAAGAAGGCACUUUCCUCCUCUCACCCUGACGUCCCAAAAGUUUCCUUUUUAGGGGUCAGGGCCUACGGUGGGCGAGGAGAAACGAGUAUCUACCCACUGCACCAAACAGUACUCGUACGUCACCUCCUUUCGACUUGGAGCGGGCCAGUAUCCCGGCGUCCUCUCGGCUGACGCUGCGGUCUGAAGCCACUCUGGCCUGCAGCCGACGUCUCUAUGGUUCCGACCGAGGGGAGGAGGAGAGGGGCGGGGCCGCUGUUCGAGCUGCUGCUUGUUUGAACUCAGAGAACCUGGGGGUGCUGGAAAUGUAAACAAGAAUAGACUGUUCAUUCCUGAUGGCUUUUAGUCUAUACUAACAUAUUGUUUGUCAUGGCAUCCGAGACUGAAAAGACCCAUGCUUUACUGCAGACUUGUAGCACUGAAUCUCUUAUUUCCAGCCUUGGUCUGGGGGUAUUUUGCCUCGUAGCUGACAGACUUCUUCAGUUUUCUACAAUUCAGCAAAAUGACUGGCUUCGUGCUGUCUCAGAUAAUGCCGUACAUUGUGUAAUUGGCAUGUGGUCAUGGGCAGUAGUCAUUGGAAUCAAGAAGAAGACUGACUUCGGAGAAAUCAUUUUAGCUGGAUUUUUAGCCUCUGUUAUUGAUGUAGACCACUUUUUUCUAGCUGGAUCCAUGUCUUUAAAGGCUGCUUUGACUCUUCCGCGAAGACCUUUCCUUCACUGUUCUACUGUGAUACCUGUUGUGGUUCUGACCUUGAAAUUUACUAUGCACCUUUUCAAGCUCAAAGACUCAUGGUGCUUUCUUCCUUGGAUGUUAUUUAUAUCCUGGACUUCACACCAUAUCCGCGAUGGGAUUCGUCAUGGUUUGUGGAUAUGCCCAUUUGGAAAAACUUCUCCUUUGCCAUUCUGGCUUUAUGUAAUAAUCACAUCAUCUUUACCUCACAUCUGUUCAUUCGUUAUGUAUUUAACAGGAACCAGACAAAUGAUGUCUUCAAAACAUGGAGUUCGUAUUGACGUCUGAGGUAACCACACAGCAGUCUUAGAGAAGCAAAUGGCUCAGAUGAUGAUAAUUAAGAGUAGCCAACAUUAAAGUUAAUGUUUAAAAACACAGUUAGGUGUUUAUAUUAUUUAAUUAUUAUAAUUCUGGAAUCCUCUUUCUCAGGAAGCAUGUACAACUUUUUUAAAAAUUAUACUUGUUAUUAUUCUACUUCUCUCUUCUAUGACAACUCUAGUGCAAUAUUGGAGUUUCAUUUAUUCCACAAUAUGUUUUUAUUGUUUUUUUCUGUUUGUCUGGUGUUACCAGUAGUUCUGUUAGAUUAACAUCCUGUUCAUUUUCUGGAAAUAUACCUGGAAUUUAGUCCAUUUCCUAGUGAAAAACAGUUCAAAUUUAGGGUAACUAAUUUGUAAAGAGUUAACAUUAUAUUUGGAUCCACAUUUUCUUGAGAUAUUGAAAUAGUGAAAUCGCCAAAUAAAUGAUAUCAAUCAUUUAACUAUACAAAUGUAUAGUUAAUGCUAACAUGUAUUUAUUUUCAUAUAUGUUGAUCCUGACUGAAAUUUAAUUUGCACAAUGCUUUAUGAGUUAUGAUUGCUGGUAAAAUCUUCAGAGCACUUCUGACACAUCAUUGUAACAUUAGAUCUAGCUUAUUAUUUCAGAAAUUAAUUUAGGAAAUUAUUAAAACAUGUUGACUAUAGUAACAGUUUACUGAAUUAGUAUUUUUUUAGUAUCUCUAGCCUAAAAUCUCAUGUGCUGUGUUUUAACUGUUUUGAAAAACAUAGGUAAAUUUAAUAUUUGUUAAUAAAUAACAUUAACAAAAUACUGAUAUUUGGAUCAUAACCAUAACAUUUGAAUUCAUACAAAAAAUAAUGACCAGUAAUGUCAUUUCAAAUGUAAAUUCCUGAAUGUACCACUAAAAUUGCUUUAGUUGCUAUCAGUUUGUUUAUAUACUAUUCUAAAAUAUUUUACUAGUUAAAUAAUUUUUUAAUCUGCCUGAUACUGAAAGACAGCGUAUAUUUUUUUCAAAAUAAAGUUUUAGGAAAUUUGCUUUUUCCUUUUUCUUUCAGGUUGAUCUUCUAUUAAAAUGAUUCCUGUUUAUUAGAGAAGGAAAAUUUAGUUACUAUACAUCUCAUAUUUGCACAGUUUAUUAAAGUUCGUGCCCUAAAGUUACCUGCUUUUCUUUGUGGCAUAUGAGGCAUCUGCUGCCUUCAGAUUUUCUUACAGUUUUGUGAUUUAUAAUGCUAAUGAUUGGUGUGCCUUAUUCUCUGAGGGAGGAUGGAGGGUUCAUAAAGCAAUGCCUUAUCCACCGCAGAUUUUCUUGUAUAUUAAGUUAAACAGAAUUCUGUAUAAAUUAUUAUGAAGGUUCAAGUUCUUUAGGGGAGUUUUUUUUUCUUGUUGUUAACAAUUUGGUUGCAAUCUAUUAUAUUUUGCAAUUGACUAGAUAUUACAGUCUACUUAUUUUUCAAGAGUAAUUAUUAUAUAAGUUUGGUUGGUAUAAUGGUAAAUAUUAUAUAGUGGGGGUAAAUUUGAUUAGAGUUUUUUUUUAAGCAUCUGACUUUAGAAAUCCGUGGAAAUAAAGUCUGUAUCUUGUGUAACAAUUCCAGACUAAAUUGCAAAA
Messenger RNA from Mandrillus leucophaeus (drill), 2882 nucleotides. It is a transcript of the gene TMEM267, whose product is annotated as chromosome unknown open reading frame, human C5orf28. The record is from RefSeq and is a predicted model, not a curated record. The transcript has 3 exons. NCBI's taxonomy places the organism in Eukaryota, Metazoa, Chordata, Mammalia, Primates, Cercopithecidae. The coding region runs from base 644 to 1291 and encodes 215 amino acids.